AUGGAGCUUGUGGCGAGCACCGUGAGUGCGAUUUCGCCGCCUGCUCCUCGGCGGGGGAGACGGGAGAAGCCAUGGCCUCCUGGAAAACAAAAGAAGUUGCUGCGUCUCUACGUGUGCACACAGAGCGAGCGGUUGCCACUGGUUCGCAUCCUCGAGCGCCUCAAGGACGGCACAUUUGACCCUAGGCAACGUAACUCCCACAAACACUUGAAGAACUUGCUUCCGGACCGGAGGAUCGAUGACUGGCGGCCACGCGAUCUGGCCACUAUGUUAGUGCGUGUGAGGUUUCUGCGUUCGGUGAGAGCAGAGCGGAGGAUCAGGAACCGCAAGGUUCGAAGGCGGCUGGAGACGCAACCACAAAACUUUGCGAUUCAGGACAUGCUCGAUCCCCUGGACCACCGCAUGUCCAUUGACCAACCCCUCGCUAUGGAUAAGCUUCUUCCACCACCUUUAUACCCCCACAGCCCGAGUACAGACAGUCCCUCGACCGUCAAACAAUCCGAAUCUGCUGGCUCCACACCACAAGCCAUCAGCCAUGAUAUCCCAGAGAUGCCCGAUGCGUACCCCCGGGACAAAUCGCCCUCCCCCUCACGAACUUCCUCGACGACACCCUCGACGAAAUCCGCUAAGCGCCGGUCGUGGGCAUCUGUUCUUUCGAGUAUCUCGUCCGGCAUUUCGAGUCUCGCGCGCUCCUCUUCUUCGGCAUCUUCCAAGAACGUCAACGCGAACCCAACUAAUGCGAACACGGCGCUUAGCAAGAUGACGCGGGACGAGUUCCUGACCAUGCUUCAGGAAAAGCCACGCAAACCCACCAAGUCCACUGGCGCGCCAGGCAUGGGGGCCUUCUUCAAAUCCAAGUACUCGACCGUGAACCCGACAACCGAGGAUCUCAACUCGGCACUUGUCCGCAUGUGCUGCGCGGCGUCUGUCGCCCGAGGGUUUUCUGGUUGUGUGCAUGAGCGCCUGUCUAAGGCGAUUGAUGCGCAGCGGACAGAUGGCCGCGACUUUACGCAAUUCCGGGUCACUGAGGAAGAAGCUAAUAUGGUGGACAAAUACGGGAAUUCGCUGCUUCACGUGGCCGCCCGGUGGGGAGCUCGUAUCUCUAUCUUGUUGAUGAUCCUCAAACGCACUGAUGACGUUCAGCUGGUCAACCACCGCGGAGAGACAUUCCUUCAUGUGUUUGAUCCCCCCGAAAGCCCUCGAAUGCGCCCUGUAUCAUUCCUCAACCUCAUCCGCACCUUGCGGUCCCGUGGCUUCGACUUUUGCCACCGAGAUGUCGACAAGCACACGUUUCUUCAUCACAUCGUGGCCAAGAAGGAGUUCCCCAUUGAGACGCUGUAUUACGUGUUCAAGGAGGUGGGCUACGGGGCCGCUCGGUUCCUCAUCGCCAACAAGUCCGCAAACGGGGAGAGGCUAUGGCACAGCAUCCGGAGGAAUCUCGAAAAGGCCGCCCCAAAACUUCACCGCAUCUUUGGCGACGAGGUCGAGUUUAUCCGCCGAUACCUUCCUGAAUUCUCCUCCGAGGGCAAAGCCCCAUCCACUGCGGACACCUCCACCAUCGGAUCCGACAGCUUAAUAUCCAUCCACCCGACCGAACUCGCCGUCACCAGCCCCGUCACCCUUGACCCUAACGAAAGCAACGCUCAAAAUGUCCGUCGGUCGCCCAUCAUGAAGCUCCUCCGCCGCGCUGCAGCAGGGCGCGCUGGGCUGACCGACGUUGAGCUCACGGCAAAACUCGAGACCAUUUUCGAGACCGCGUCCAAGGCGACAGAAUUCGAAAUGCAAGCCUUCCUCGGGAAGCGCGACAAUGAGGGCAACACGGCCCUGCAUUACGCCUCCGAGUUCGGUCUCGUCCCCGCUGUGCAACUUCUCUGCGCCAAGGGCGCCUCCGUCAACGUCUUCAACAACUGCGGCAACACCCCUCUGCAGCUUGUCAAGUUUGCCAUUCAACGGACAGACGUCCGGUCCGACAUCCACAUGGAAGCACGCUACCUACGCUGUGCCGUGCUCCUGCUCGAGCAAGGCGCUUUCGACCAAAGCAAGCUUGUCAGCGAGCGUUCCGUCAUCUUCCCUUACGAUGUGUUUGACGGCAGCGAGCGGUCUAUCAGCAACCUCAUGCGCCAAGGCGUAGCCUCGCAGUGCCGCGGGUUGCAUCUUCUCACCUCGUCGGUGCGCCACCACUCACCAACAUACCUAGAGGGGUUAGAGUCGCAGUUCUGCUCCCAUGGACAUCACCAUCACCAUGAAGGAAACCUCCUUCAACACGGCCAGUACUCACCAACCGACCUUGGCGAAGGGACUUCGGCCAUGCCCAUGUCGUUAACGUUCCAGACGUCGGUGCUGGCCCCGGAGGUGGCAUCAACUUCAUGA
Molecule: messenger RNA, 2370 nt
Organism: Dichotomopilus funicola
Lineage: Eukaryota; Fungi; Ascomycota; Sordariomycetes; Sordariales; Chaetomiaceae
Exons: 2
Coding region: 1-2370 (789 amino acids)
Biological process (GO): regulation of gene expression
Cellular component (GO): nucleus
Molecular function (GO): protein binding
Source: RefSeq, a predicted model, not a curated record